UGGCGGCGUGUUGUCACGCUUGUCGCCAGUAGUAGUCUUACGCGUCGCCGCGUGACGAAACAAGGUGUGAUAACUCUUUAUAAACGGAUCCGGCAAUGAUUCGCAAUCUUUGCCGAGCAGCAUCGCUGAUAAUCCGACAGGGAAACGGAACGCACGCGAAACAUACCAUGGCUGACGUCCUAACGGAACGCGUGCCCUUCUCAAGGGAUUUUUUGUUUCGUCAGUUCUUCGAUCCAAUAUCCAGUACGUAUACAUAUCUGCUGGCUGAUAUCAACGAUAAGGAAGCGAUUUUAAUCGAUCCAGUCAUCGAAUGGGCCGAACGUGACCAAAAAAUUAUCGAGGAACUAGGAUUAAUGUUAAAAUACGCUCUGAACACGCACAUGCACGCGGAUCACAUUACCGGAACGGGCCGACUGAAGUCCCUGUUGCCCGGCUGCAAGUCCAUGAUAUCACGCAGCAGUGGUGCCGAGGCGGACGUACUCCUGGAGCCGUACGAUCAAGUUCAAUUUGGCAGACAUCAACUGAAAGUGCUGCCUACCCCGGGUCAUACCGAAGGUUGCGUCACGUAUGUUUGCGAUGAGCAGGCAAUCGCGUUCACGGGUGAUGCACUCUUGAUACGGGGAUGCGGCAGAACUGAUUUUCAGGGCGGAUCCGCUGCAACAUUGUACAAAUCCGUUCACGAGAAGAUCUUCACGCUACCGCGAAAUUACCGGCUAUACCCCGCACACGAUUAUAACGGCAGGACCGUCACCACCGUGGCAGAGGAGAAAGCCCUUAAUCCCAGAUUGUCCAAGUCGCUGAAGGAGUUCAUCGACAUUAUGAACAACCUUAACCUGCCUUAUCCCAAGAUGAUCGAUAAAGCUGUACCGGCCAACAAAGUUUGCGGUCUAUACGAGGUUGAAGAAGAAAAGGACGAACAAUGAAAAUUGUCGACAGCAUUGUAGCCAAUGUACUAGCACGCCACUAUUGUAAUUUUGCUCACUCUCUAUUAAUAAUGCACAGUAUUCUGAGAGUUAAUGUUCAUAUGUCACGCGCGAAUAGUAUGAUCAUUCCAGAUUUUAUCUAAUUUCGUUAUCGAGAUUAUUAACACUGAAUGAGGAAUAAUCAUAUAUCUAAGUAUUCGGGUGUAACAUAAAGCGAUGUGAAUAUUACAAAUUACAAAUACAGUAAUUUUUAAUAUAUAAUUUACAGGUA
This is a messenger RNA of Pogonomyrmex barbatus (red harvester ant), 1194 nucleotides long. RefSeq names its product persulfide dioxygenase ETHE1, mitochondrial. Gene Ontology annotation, cellular component: mitochondrion. Gene Ontology annotation, biological process: glutathione metabolic process; hydrogen sulfide metabolic process. The record is from RefSeq and is a predicted model, not a curated record. Gene Ontology annotation, molecular function: sulfur dioxygenase activity. Lineage: Eukaryota; Metazoa; Arthropoda; Insecta; Hymenoptera; Formicidae.